AUGAGUUCUCCUCUCAGAAGCAGCUUCAGCUCCGCCAACAGAGGGCCGCCUGAGCGAUCGAGUCGCAAGCGUGGCCGUCCGAACGGUGAUGAUGGUACCUCAUCGAUUGCGCCUGGCUCGAGCCCAAUGCCCUCGUCUCCUCCCGCACCCUUCAUGGCUCAUGGCGGUGACGAUGACGAGGACAUCGAGGAUGAAGCUGAGAUCCAGGAUGACCUUGAUGACAUCGAUGAAAUGGCCGAAGACGACGUAGACCUUUUCCGAGAGGGAUUUGAACAAGACUACAGAGCCAAAGAAGAUGAUGGCUACGAUGGUAUCGACAUCGACGACGAAGGCGAUUUUGGCGAUAUGGACUUGGGUGCAAGGAGAAGACUCGAAGCACAGCUCAACCGCAGAGACAGAGAAGUUGCCCGCCGCCAACGGAUUCCCGCUGCUUUCCUUCCCGGGGAGGACGAUGAAGGCGAUAUUGAUCUCUCGGCUCAGCCUCGCCGUCGCCGUCACCACUACGAUGAAGAUCCGGAUGAGGACAUGGAUGCGGACAUUCUGGACGAAGAGCUCUCACUCGAGGCUCUGCAAGACGUCAAGUCAGCCAGCUUAACUGAGUGGGUUUCUCAACCCUUUGUUCAACGGACCAUCAAGAGAGAAUUCAAGGCUUUCUUGACCGAAUACACCGACGAGCACGGCUCUUCCGUCUACGGAAACCGCAUUCGCACCCUUGGUGAGGUUAACGCUGAGUCUCUCGAGGUUUCCUACGACCACCUCUCUACAUCAAAGGCUAUCCUCGCCUACUUCUUGGCCAAUGCGCCAGCAGAAAUCCUAAAGCUUUUCGACGAAGUUGCCAUGGACGUCGUGCUUCUGCAUUACCCCGACUAUGAGCGCAUCCACUCGGAAAUCCACGUCCGCAUCUUUGACCUGCCCGUUCACUACACUCUACGACAGCUUCGACAGUCACACCUUAACUGCUUGGUAAGAGUUAGUGGUGUGGUGACCAAGAGAACGGGCGUCUUCCCGCAGCUGAAGUACGUGAAGUUUGAUUGUACCAAGUGCGGUAUUACCCUUGGGCCGUUCCAACAAGAAUCAAACGUUGAGGUCAAAAUCACGUACUGCCAAGCAUGCCAAUCCCGCGGUCCCUUUACACUUAACUCGGAAAAGACAGUCUAUCGCAACUAUCAAAAGCUCACUCUUCAAGAGUCUCCUGGCACCGUUCCGGCCGGUCGUUUGCCUAGACACAGAGAAGUAAUUCUCCUCUGGGAUCUCAUCGAUAAAGCGAAGCCCGGCGAAGAGAUUGAAGUCACUGGAAUCUACCGGAACAACUAUGAUGCUCAGUUGAACAACCGAAAUGGCUUCCCUGUCUUUGCUACGAUCCUGGAGGCGAACAACGUCGUCAAGGCACACGACCAGCUGGCAGGAUUCCGCAUGACGGAAGAAGAUGAGCAGGAGAUCCGCAAGCUUUCUCGCGACCCUGCCAUCGUCGACAAGCUUAUCAACUCUAUUGCCCCUAGCAUUUACGGGCAUACAGACAUCAAAACAGCUGUGGCUUUGUCCCUGUUUGGCGGUGUUGCCAAGGUCGGAAAGGGUGCUCACCAGGUCCGUGGCGACAUCAACGUCCUACUUUUGGGUGAUCCUGGUACUGCCAAGUCUCAGGUUCUCAAAUAUGUCGAAAAGACGGCCCAUCGAGCAGUUUUCGCGACCGGCCAGGGAGCCAGUGCCGUCGGUUUGACGGCCAGCGUCCGGCGAGACCCCCUGACCGCCGAAUGGACUUUGGAGGGUGGUGCUCUGGUGCUGGCUGACAAGGGUACUUGUUUGAUUGACGAGUUCGACAAGAUGAACGAUCAAGAUCGUACGUCAAUUCACGAAGCCAUGGAACAGCAAACCAUUUCCAUCUCCAAGGCCGGCAUUGUCACAACUCUCCAGGCUCGCUGCGGCAUCAUUGCUGCGGCGAACCCUAUUGGUGGGCGUUACAAUUCGACCAUUCCCUUCUCGGCAAACGUUGAGCUUACUGAGCCUAUCCUGUCUCGUUUUGAUAUAUUGUGUGUCGUUCGUGAUACGGUGGAACCAUCAGAGGAUGAACGCCUUGCGCGGUUCAUUGUCGGCUCGCAUAGCCGUAGUCACCCCUCAUCCUCACAGCCAGCAGAGGAUUCGAUGGAUGUGGAGCCCGAUUCGGAAAAGCAGGACACGCCAGCCGAGUCUCAGAAGAAGGAGGGCGAGAUCCCCCAGGAGCUCCUUCGCAAGUACAUCCUCUACGCACGUGAGCGUGUUAGCCCGAAGUUGUACCACAUGGACGAGGACAAGGUUGCGCGUCUAUUUGCCGAUAUGAGAAGAGAAUCUCUUGCCACUGGCGCAUACCCCAUUACGGUGCGACAUCUUGAAGCCAUCAUCCGCAUCAGCGAAGCGUUCUGCAGGAUGAGACUCUCAGAGUACUGCUCAGCUCAAGACAUUGACAGGGCGAUUGCUGUCACGGUAGAGAGCUUCGUUGGAAGCCAGAAGAUUAGCUGCAAGAAGGCACUGGCGCGGGCAUUCGCCAAGUACACUUUAGCAAGACCUGGUGGAAAUUCACAAAGGAGGGCAGGAACCAGCCAGGGAUCGAGACAAGCUGGCUCGGUAAGAGCAUGA
Molecule: messenger RNA, 2610 nt
Organism: Colletotrichum truncatum
Lineage: Eukaryota; Fungi; Ascomycota; Sordariomycetes; Glomerellales; Glomerellaceae
Product: MCM2/3/5 family protein
Biological process (GO): double-strand break repair via break-induced replication; DNA replication; carbohydrate metabolic process
Cellular component (GO): MCM complex; nucleus
Molecular function (GO): 3'-5' DNA helicase activity; single-stranded DNA helicase activity; hydrolase activity, hydrolyzing O-glycosyl compounds
Source: RefSeq, a predicted model, not a curated record